GCCUUAAAAAUAUUUCGCAGUGAGGUGAGCGAAAAAGGUACCCUCGUUUAACCUUCUUUAUGAUGCGCUGAGUUUUAGCUGCUUAGGCGCCGUUUAAGGAGCCCCUUAGAGUGCGGCGUGAACAGCUGUACGGUUGGGGGAGGGCAAAAAUAAGAAAGGCAUGAAGGAUAAGAAAGCCAAGAGAGUUAAACCCCCCUUUAGAGUUAGCUUCACCGUUUGUACAACGCACAGGACUUGGGGAAAAAAACCCAAACGCAAGGAGUUUAACAUAAAGCAGCGAUCUGCGUGUGGCACGCGGACGAUACCUACUUGCGGAGGUGGGGCAUUCUUAGGGGCUUCUUUCUCUUUCAUUUGUGACAAAAGUGUGAUCAUUUGAAGUGUGCCUUUAACAUGAGUAGAAAAGUUACAAAGAUAUAAAUACGCAUGUGUGGACCUGCAAAGGCUGAAGCGCUAGUCGCAAGAAAGGUGCCCAUUCUGCUUCCGCGUGCGAAGCAUAAGCUAUAGUGAAGUCACCCACAGCAAAGGCAACAAAUAGAGUUGCGUAAACAACAAAAUGGAGCACGUGCGCUUUUGUUUUGCCAUGUGACCAGGGAGUUAGUUCAAAAAUGGCAGAUUGGUAGAAAAACUACCAACACAUGCGCACACAAAUGCGACAAUAAGGGAGGUUAAAAAAAAAAAAAAUUGUGACAAGAAAAGUUGCCUUAAUUCGUUACAGGUAAAUCCUCGUAUGACAUGCGCGUAGUUUAAGUAGUG
Messenger RNA from Plasmodium vivax (malaria parasite P. vivax), 753 nucleotides. RefSeq lists its product as hypothetical. The transcript has 2 exons. Bases 161 to 376 code for a protein of 71 amino acids. Lineage: Eukaryota; Apicomplexa; Aconoidasida; Haemosporida; Plasmodiidae. The record is from RefSeq and is a predicted model, not a curated record.